This is a messenger RNA of Hippocampus zosterae (dwarf seahorse), 2853 nucleotides long. RefSeq names its product kelch-like family member 22 (gene klhl22). The transcript is spliced from 7 exons. Lineage: Eukaryota; Metazoa; Chordata; Actinopteri; Syngnathiformes; Syngnathidae. The coding region runs from base 447 to 2339 and encodes 630 amino acids. Gene Ontology annotation, molecular function: protein binding. The record is from RefSeq and is a predicted model, not a curated record. Gene Ontology annotation, cellular component: Cul3-RING ubiquitin ligase complex; mitotic spindle; nucleus. Gene Ontology annotation, biological process: proteasome-mediated ubiquitin-dependent protein catabolic process; positive regulation of TORC1 signaling; protein monoubiquitination.
GCACCUCAAAGUAAACAUAUCAACAAAUGACAAAAAUCACAUCGCUGUCACUCGAAAAUCCACAUUUCUGCGAAAAACGUCGGGCUUCUACUAGCGCUACUGUGUUUGUUGCUGUCGUUGUGUAUUUGAAAAACGUUUAUUUUGACCUUGAAGUUGUGAGGUUUUAACGUUAGCUCGCGAGCUGCGUUUACAUCUAUCCAUGUUGACGUGAGGUAACAACUGGACAUCGAUCGAUUCGAGGUUUAAUGCGUGCACUUGAAUUUGAACAGUUUAUUUGCAUGUGUACUGUGACCUGGCGAGUGAACCACCCCGGCAGCAAUCCACACUCCUCCUCUUCCUGUUGUUGAUUUGUUCUGGGUAAUUUGUUCAAUCGCUUCAUGAAGUCGUCUUGAUAAUGUUAGCGCCGGCCGUCUAAGUCGAUCAAGCCUCAACAACACAGUCCUGCGAUGGCCCACAAUGGACAGCUUAGUCUGGUGGGCGGGUCGGCCACCGGCAACUCCGAUGGCUCUGCAGCCCGCCUUAGCCGACAGACGUAUAGAAGUUCGGCCCAUUCCCAAAGCCUGCUGGACAGCCUGCUGGGGCUCCGGCAAGCUGGCAUCCUAUCGGAUGUGGUGCUGCUGGUGGAAGGACGAGCCAUCCACGGCCACCGUGUGCUUCUCGCUGCCGCCUGCGAUUACUUUAGGGGGAUGUUCACUGGGGGCCUUCGAGAGAUGCAGCAGAAUGAGAUCCCAAUCCACGGCGUGACCUUUUUGGCCAUGAAUAAAAUACUUGACUAUAUCUACACUUCAAAGAUCGAAUUAGACCUGGACUGUGUGCAGGAAAUCCUGAUAGCGGCCACAUUGGUGCAGCUUGAGGACGUCAUUGGCUUCUGCUGCGAGUUCCUCUUCUCCUGGCUGGACGAGAGCAAUAUAUUGGAGAUUCAUCACCUCGCUGAUCUCUACGGACUGCGGCAGCUCAAUGCCAGAGUCCACUCCCACAUCCUGAACAACCUGCAGGCUUUGUCCCACACGGAUAUCUACCGACGGCUCCCCCAAGAGGAAGUUUUCCGAGUGUUGAGCAGUGACGAGCUGGAGGUGCAAAGUGAGAAUGAGGUGUAUGACGCAGCGCUUCACUACCACUACAGUCCUGAGCAGGUGGAGAGUGACCAGGUGUCCUUAAAGGACAGCCUCAAGAUGCUUGAUGCCGUGCGCUUCUGCCUAAUGGAGAAAGAAGUGCUGCAGAGGUUGCACGAUAAAUUGGAUCAGUGCCCGCUAAAGGAAACCGUAUCCGCCGCCCUCUCUUACCACGAGCAGGAGAUAUGGCAACCUGUCCUUCAGAGUCCUCUUACACAGCCUCGCUCCACCUUCCACUGCAUCUUGGGCUUCGGGGGGAUGUUCCCUUCCACCUCUCAUAUGGACAGUGAGCCCCUGUUCCAGGUGUUCCACCACAGCUGGAAAGAGUGGAGGGCACUUGACGCAGUGAACAGUCCUCGCAUGUCCAAUCAGGGAAUUGCUGUGCUCAACAACUUUGUGUAUCUUAUUGGUGGAGACAGGAAUACCAGUGGAUUUCGUGCAGAGACUCGCUGCUGGAGAUAUGACCCUCGGCACAACAAAUGGUGCUCCAUCCAGCCUUUGCAGCAUCAGCACGCGGACCAUUGCGUGUGCGUGGUAGGAGGCCACAUUUACGCCAUCGGCGGUCGAGACUACAGCAAGGAGUUGGACUUGGUGGAGCGUUACGACCCGCACACUAACACCUGGGAGUUUGUGUCCCCUCUCAUCAGAGAGGUUUACGCGCAUGCUGGAGCUGUGGUAGAUGGCAACAUUUACAUCACUUGUGGACGCAGAAGGCAGGCGUACCUAAGAGAGACUUACUGUUUUGACCCGGCAGCCAACCAAUGGACAGCAUGUGCUGACGGGCCGGUGGGGCGAGCAUGGCACGGCAUGGCUGCUGUGAACGGACGCCUGUAUGUCAUUGGGGGAAGUAAUGACGAGUAUGGCUACCGACGGGAUGUCUUACAGAUGGCGUGCUUUGAGCCCUCAGACAACUCCUGGACUUUACUGAGCCCGCUCCCCGCUGGCCAUGGGGAGCCCGGCAUCGCAGUGUUAGAUCAUCGCAUCCACGUACUGGCAGGGCGCUCUCACAACAAAGGCAAACGGAUGAAAUCCGUUCACGUGUUCAACACCGACACGGGUGAGUGGGAGAGCGAGACGCCCAUGAAGGAGCGCGUUUCGGGCCUGGCAGCCUGCGUGGUGCUCAUGCCACCAGCUGUGAUGGCACUCGCAAAGACCUUGGAGCAACAUCUCAAAGCAUCAUGGGAAGAUGACUUUUUCAGCUCACACACCAGCACGGAUGAAGACUAAUGGGUACGUGGCUGAGUACGAAAGACACCUUUCAUCAUGUUCAUCUUACUCAGUAUUUAUGGCAGCAUUAUGUCAUGCUUACUGACCUUUCUUCGUGCCUCUUAAAAACACCCCGACUGUUGCCAAUUGUGAUCCAAAUCUGAAAUUUAUGCCCAAAUGUCACCCAUGUUUGAUUUUUUUUGUAUUCACAUCCUACCUGGGUCACUUCCAUAUGUGGUCUUAGAUUGGUUCUACAUCCAACCUCAGUCUGAACGGUCAGGUCGCAUUUAUCAAACCUAAAUGUCAUCAAAAACCCAAUAUGUGUUCCACGCAACCUGGGAAAGAAUCCUGGGGAGACGACAGACAAUCAUCUGUGAUUCUGCAAAAUUAUUCAGAGUAUUAUUACUGACUUUAUAAUUUGACAUAAAGCAUCAAGUGGAAAUUUGUGGUGAUGGUCGUGGUUCAGCCAUGACGAUUCAUUUAUUCAUUUAUUCUGCGAUGACAUGAAGUCUUCUUUCGUAGACGUCUCCAUAAA